This is a messenger RNA of Closterium sp. Naga37s-1, 3104 nucleotides long. Lineage: Eukaryota; Viridiplantae; Streptophyta; Zygnematophyceae; Desmidiales; Closteriaceae. The record is from the annotation of a GenBank genome assembly.
AUGGUGCGGGGCCUCGAGGCCGCAUGGUCAGGCUCCAAGUCGUCAGAGCCUAUUAAGACCGUGGUUGCGAACAUUCCCAGGCACCAAUUCAGACAGGACCUGAGCGCCACUUCCGCAUCGUCGUCGUUCUCGUCAGCACAGCAGGCAGCAGUCCCGACGGGCAUGGGGGAGGGGUCAAGGCUUGGAGGAGGACCACGGCAAAUGGGUGGCGGUGAUGGCUCUCAGAUGGUGGAGAAGGGGAGGAAAAUACGGAAUAAAGAAGAAGCGCACAAGAAGCUGUUGAAGGCGAGGGAUCAGUUGGAGGAGCUGUGUGCAUUUGCAGGCCUAUCACUGGAGGAGAACUUUCAAACCUUCCGCACUCCUGACAACAGAAUCACAAAUGCGCAAUCGUCAUCAGUGCUGCAGGGGACACCGGGGCUGAAAAUCGAUCAAGAGGUGGUAGAGCAGCUUCUGAGUUUGAAGCACUUUUUGGAUAUGCUGAUCAACCUCAUCGAAUCAUUUGAUCUAGCAGCAGACGCAGACAGUAUGCUGGUUUGCCUCAAUAACGCACUGCAGGAUUAUCACAGGAGGAGGGCCGAGGGAAUGCCAGCAAGCACAGACAUCCUCAAUUUCCUCCUUGCUAUUUCUGCGCAAGUGGAUCACAACAAGUCUAUGGAGCUGUAUGCGCUGAUGCUGAAGGAAGGACUGCAGCCUGACGAUACCACCAUUGGGUGUCUGUGCUUAUCGGCUUGCUUCGCGGGAGAUAUCAUUUCCAUUAAGCGGAUCUUACUGGACUCUGCUGGUUGGGAGGAUCAAGAGAAUCACGAGGAUGAAGAGGAAGAUUUUCUUUCCAGCACCACUCUCUAUUACAACAAAUUCAUUGAUCUGUGUGCUGCUAGUGAUUCACAAGCGAAUGUUCAAGCUGAGCAAACUUCAACUGAGCAAACUUCAACUGAGCAAACUUCAACUGAGCAAACUUCAACUGAGCAAACUUCAACUGAGCAAACUUCAACUGAGCAAACUUCAACUGAGCAAACUUCAACUGAGCAGGUUCAGGUUCAACUUGAAAUGGCGUGGCGCCUCUAUCACGGGCUGGAAGCGGACAAGAAUGCCCGACCCGAUGCCGAAACAUUCAACAUCCUCAUUGGCGUCAAUCUCAAGGCAGGGGAUCACGAGGGGGCGUUGCGAGCAUACAAGCUGAUGUCAGCGAGUGGGUUUGCACGUGACUUGGAGCCAGAGCUUUGGAACAAGCUCAUCCAUGCCGUGGCUGCCGUGCCCUCCGCCCCUGCCUACGUGGCCUACGGGUGUUAUGAUGCAUUGCAAACAUGGGGACCCAAGCCGGACCUAGACACGUACGUGGGGCUCAUGGCAGUGUGUGCCAGGGAUGACGAUGCAGCACGGGCGAUGGCACUGAGGAGGGAGAUGGAGGAUGGCGGAGUGGAGGUGACGGGAGAAGUGCUCCGUGCGCUCAUGGCCAUGCAACGCAAAGCGGGGAUGUGGGAGGCCGCUGUGGAAACCUUCAAAGAGAUGCAAACCAAGGCGGUGCUCUCAACCGAUGAGGAUGCGGCAUGGGGUCGUGAGUUCCUGAAGGAAGCUGCUGAGAAAGUUCGCCCUAAUGCGAAGACCCUCAAUCUUCUCAUUGAAGCAAGUGUAGAGGCAGGGGAUCACGAGGGGGCGGUGCGAGCGUACAAGCUGAUGGCAGCAAAUGGCUUGGCACAUGAAUUGAGUCCGGUUUUCUGGAGCAAGCUCACCCAAUUUGCGAGGACCGUGAUUGCACCGUCUACCCCUGCUGACGCUGCAAACGAGGCAGACACGCCUCCUCCAGUGCUCCAGCUCCUAUCAGAGGCUACUGAGAGUGGCUGUGUCGACCCAGAGGUCUUCAACCUCCUCAUCGAAACCUGCCUGCAGGCAGGGGAUCACGAGGGGGCGUUGCGAGCGUACAAGCUGAUGUCGGCGAAUGGCUUGGCGAGUGACUUGGAUCCGCCUUUUUGGAACAAGCUCAUCCUCGCCGUGGCUGCUGUGCCCUCCGCCCCUGCCUACGUGGCCUAUGGGUGCUACGAGGGCAUGAAGAGAUGGGGUCCCACUCCAGACCCGGAAACCUACCAGGGGCUCAUGGCAGUGUGUGCCAGGGAUGGCGAUGCAGCACGGGCGAUGGCUCUCAAGAAAGACAUGCAGGAUGGUGGAGUGGAGGUGACAGCAGCAGUGCUUCAUGCGCUCCUGGCCAUGCAGCGCCAGGCAGGGCUGUCGGAGGCGGCUGUGAAGACUCUGAAGGAGAUGCAAGCAAAGGCUGUGCUCUCGACUGAUGAGCAAAAGGCAUGGGGUUGCGAGCUCCUGACAGAAGCCAUCGAGAAAGGCGAUGCAGCACGGGCGACUGCGCUGAGGAGGGAGGUGGCAGAUGGCGGAGUGGAGGUGACGGGGGAAGUGCUCCGUGCGCUCAUGGCCAUGCAGCGCCAGGCGGGGAUGUGGGAGGCAGCUGUGGAGUCACUCAAGGAAAUGCAAGCAAAAGCGAUCUUGUUGACUGAUGCAGGGGAUCCUGAGGGGGCGUUGCGAGCGUACAAGCUGAUGUCAGCGAGUGGGUUUGCACGCGACUUGGACCCGCCUUUCUGGAACAAGCUCAUCCACGCCGUGGCUGCCGUGCCCUCCGCCCCUGCCUACGUGGCUUACGGGUGCUACGAUGGCAUGCAGCGGUGGGGUCCCGAACCAGACGAGGCAACGUACCAGGGGCUCAUGGCAGUGUGUGCCAGGGAUGGCGAUGCAGCACGGGCGAUCGCGUUGAGGAGGGAGAUGGAGGAUGGCGGAGUGGAGGUCACAGCAGUGGUGUAUACCGCGCUCAUCAAUGCUCAGGGCAGGGCAGGGGAGUGGGAGGCGGCUGUGGAGACGUUUAAAGAGAUGCAAGGCAGCACGAAGGGCGAGAUGGAGCACCCGCACCAGCCGUCAAUGGACACCUACACUCGGCUGUUUGACGCCUGCUUCGGGCCGGACGGAGCUGAUCCUGUGAUAUGGGACGCGAUGCAGGAGGGGAAAACGCUCAAGUUCACUCCAGCGCUACAAGCAGCAGUGUCGAUCUUCAGAGAGGCAGCAGCUAAGGGUGUCUUUCCCCCGGCUUUGACUGCAGAUCCUUUCAC